Oreochromis niloticus (Nile tilapia) is the source of this 1409-nucleotide messenger RNA. Its product is annotated as glycine-rich cell wall structural protein 1.0-like. The record is from RefSeq and is a predicted model, not a curated record. Lineage: Eukaryota; Metazoa; Chordata; Actinopteri; Cichliformes; Cichlidae. Bases 226 to 1209 code for a protein of 327 amino acids. The transcript is spliced from 2 exons.
UAAAGGGCUGGCUCCCAGACAGCCCAAACCGCAACAAAAAACAACCCAACCAGGGUGGGCGGUGGGGGAAACAGGAAGGAGGGCUCGAAACAAACCAAACAAGGAGCAAGAAACAAAAAAAGCGCAAACACCGGAGCCCGGAAAGCAACACAACAAAAUACAGGUUCACGACAGGCACAGGCGACCAGGAAAAACAGUUCAAACAAAAAGUUCAGGGGGCCGUCCAUGACGGCAACGACGUCCAGUCAUUGGCCUGGAAAGUGGCCGGACAGGACGUGCAGGGCGAGCAGGCCGGACAGGGCGAGCAGGCCGGACAGGACGUGCAGGGCGAGCAGGCCGGACAGGACGUGCAGGGCGAGCAGGCCGGGCAGGACGAGUAGGCCGGGCAGGACGGGCAGGCCGGAAGGGCGAGGACGUGCAAACGGAGGCGUGGAAGGAGGCCGGCACUGUCGAGGCGCAGGCGCGGAAGCCGGAGAUGGUGGCGCUGCAGGCGAUGCCGAUGAAGCGGGAGCUGGACCAGGCGACGCUGAAGCCUCGGAGGCCGCAGCCGGCGACGCUGAAGACUCGGAGGCCGCAGCCGGCGAGGACGAAGACUCGGAGGCCGCAGCCGGCGAGGACGAAGACUCGGAGGCCGCAGCCGGCGAGGACGAAGACUCGGAGGCCGCAGCCGGCGAGGACGAAGACUCGGAGGCCGCAGCCGGCGAGGACGAAGACUCGGAGGCCGGACGGGGCGAAGGCGAAGACUCGGAGGCCGGACGGGGCGAAGGUGGCGCUGCAGGCGACGGCGUGGGAGCCGCAGGUGGUGGCACUGCAGGUAACGGCGUGGGAGCCGCAGGUGGUGGCACUACAGGCGACGCUGAAGCUGGGGCUGGACCAGGCGACGGCGUAGGCGCUGCAGGCGCUAAAGCUGGGGCUGGACCAGGCGACGAGGCUGAAGCUGGACCAGGAGACGAAGCUGGAGCUGAAGCCGGACCAGGCGAGGACGAAGCUGCAGGCGACGAAACAGGUGGUGGCACUGCAGGCGACGGCGUGGGAGCCGCAGGCGGUGGCACUGCAGGCGACGGCGUGGGAGCCGCAGGCGGUGGCACUGCAGGCGACGGCGUGGGAGCCGCAGGCGGUGGCACUGCAGGCGACGGCGUGGGAGCCGCAGACGGGGAUGCUGCAAGCAACGAUGUGGGCGCUGCAGGGGGCAACGUAGGUGGUGGCUGAACGGUCUCCCCGGAACCGUCAAUAGAGAUGAGGAUGUGUUGGCUGGGUCCUACAAGACCCCCAGCCGACGAGGCAGGAGGCUGAACGGGCUCCUCGGACCCUCCAGCGGAGACAGGUGGCUGUGGCUGAACGGGCUCCUCGGACCCUCCAGCGGAGACAGGUGGCUGUGGCUGAACGGGCUCCUCGGACCCUCCAGCGGA